AUGAUCGUCCUCACUGGGCACGGGACGGAAGGUGGACAGGAGCUUCUAACACCCGCCAAGCGCUCCCAGGAGGCAGGUGAGCUCAAAACACAUUGGUCGACCUCAAGGGGUUCAGGUAACCUCGAUGAAGUCAACCUCGAUGAAGUCAACCUCGAUGAAGUCAACCUCGAUGAAGUCAACCUCAAUGAAGUCAACCUCAAUGUUAAUCUCUUGACCUCGACCGUGGCACCUGGGCAGCGUGGCACCAAGCAGUGUGGCACCUGGGCAGCGGGAACCUGGGCAGGGCACCUGGGCAGUGUGGCGCCUGGGCAGUGUGGCACCUGGGCAGCGUGGCACCUGGGCAGUGUGGCACCUGGGCAAUGUGGCACCUGGGCAGUGUGGCACCUGGGCAGCGUGGCACCUGGGCAGCGUGGCACCUGCGCAGUGUGGCACCUGGGCAGCGUGGCACCUGGGCAGUGUGGCACCUGGGCAGUGUGGCACCUGGGCAGCGUGGCACCUGGGCAGCGUGGAACCUGGGCAGUGUGGCACCUGGGCAGUGUGGCACCUGGGCAGUGUGGCACCUGGGCAGUGUGGCACCUGGGCAGCGUGGCACCUGGGCAGUGUGGCACCUGGGCAUGA
Messenger RNA from Homarus americanus (American lobster), 618 nucleotides. RefSeq lists its product as uncharacterized. The coding region runs from base 1 to 618 and encodes 205 amino acids. The transcript is spliced from 3 exons. The record is from RefSeq and is a predicted model, not a curated record. Lineage: Eukaryota; Metazoa; Arthropoda; Malacostraca; Decapoda; Nephropidae.